UGGCGGCGCGCGGCCGUCGCCGCGGAGGAGGGAGGGCGCCGUGGCGGCGGCGGCGGACCUGUGAGGGAGGCGGCGGCCGGGCCCGGCCCGGUCCGGUCCGGUCCGGCCCGGUCCCGGCGAGCCAUGCGGCGACCGUAGCCAUGCAACGCGCCGAACUGCGGGAAGGGGAGGCGGCGGCGGCCGCCGCGGCCUCCUACCGGGUGCUCAGCCGCCUGCUGGGCUACGGGGCCGGCCCGGAGGCGGGCGCGGCGGCGGGCGGUGCCGUUACCGGCGCGGCGAUCGCUGGGUCGUUGGGCCCCGGUGGCGGACGGCUACCGGUUGCUUCGUUACCGGGUGGCGGAGCCUUGCGGGGUCCGCGACCUCCGCCUCAGCUGAUGGUGUUCCGCAACGCGGCGGAGGGGCGGCCCGGCGAGGAGGGCGGCCCGGCGGCGGGAGGCGGCGGCGGCGGCGGGGGCCCGGCGGGCGGCGGCGAGCUGCUUUGCCCGCGGCACCGUUGCGCUCUGGAGCCCAAGGCGGCGGCGAGGUGGGGAACCGCGCCGCCGGGUGGGCUGGAGCUUCAGCUGGCGGCCCUGGGGCUGCGGCCGGCCGGGCUGGGGGCGAAGGGACCGGCGGGCUGCCCCUGCCCGUGCCUCGGUCCGCCGCCGCCCGCCGGGCCAGCCGCCGAGGAGACCAGCGACGCGUUACUGGUGCUGGAAGCGUUGGAGCCCGACGAGACCGGGAGCUGCUCCGAGGAGGAGCCCGGUUCUCCCGGCCGCGGAGCAGCCCGCGCCGCCGGGAGAGGAGCCACCGGCCCCGCGCCGCCGCCGCCGCCCGCCGCUGCCCCCGGGGGAGCCGGCCCCGGCGCCAGGAAGGGUUCGCUGAAGAUCCGCCUCAGCCGUCUCUUCCGUACCAAGAGCUGCAGCGGCGGCUCGGCCACCGGGGACACCGCCGCCGCUGCCGCCGAGGGCCGGCGCACCGGGGAGCUGCCCGUCUCCGCCGGCAGCCUGACCGACGUCUGCGGGGCCCGCGGCCGAGAGCAGGAGGCGGGCAGGAAACACAGACUGACAAGAACUCAAAGUGCCUUUUCCCCGGUUGUGUUCGGCCCCCUCUUCACAGGUGAAACAGUGUCACUGGUGGACGUGGACAUCUCUCAGCGAGGACUGACCUCCCCUCACCCUCCGACUCCACCACCUCCACCACGAAGAAGCCUCAGCCUGCUAGAUGAUAUCAGUGGGACGCUGCCUACGUCUGUCCUAGUGGGUCCAAUGGGCUCCUCCCUGCAGUCUUUCCCUCUGCCUCCGCCUCCUCCACCCCAUGCCCCAGAUGCCUUCCCACGGAUUGUCCCGCUGAGGCCGAUGGAGGCGAUGCCCGGCCAGCCCGCCCCUCACCUGCAGUGUCCGCUCUACCGCCCGGACUCCAGCAGCUUUGCAGCCAGCUUGCGAGAGCUGGAGAAGUGUGGAUGGUACUGGGGACCGAUGAACUGGGAGGACGCAGAGAUGAAGCUGAAGGGGAAGCCAGAUGGGUCCUUUCUGGUCCGAGACAGUUCUGACCCCCGUUACAUCCUGAGCCUCAGCUUUCGGUCGCAGGGCAUCACCCAUCACACCAGGAUGGAGCACUACAGAGGGACCUUCAGCCUGUGGUGCCAUCCCAAGUUUGAAGACCGCUGCCAGUCCGUGGUGGAGUUCAUAAAGAGAGCAAUCAUGCACUCCAAAAAUGGGAAGUUCCUCUACUUUCUCCGAUCCAGGGUUCCAGGUCUUCCUCCAACGCCUGUCCAGCUCCUGUAUCCAGUCUCCAGGUUCAGCAAUGUCAAAUCCCUUCAGCACCUUUGCCGCUUUCGGAUCAGGCAGUUGGUCCGAAUAGAUCACAUCCCUGACCUCCCGCUGCCCAAGCCCCUGAUCUCCUACAUCCGCAAGUUCUACUACUACGACCCGCAAGAGGAGGUGUAUCUGUCGCUGAAGGAAGCUCAGCUCAUCUCCAAACAGAAGCAGGAGACCGAAUCCUCCACGUAGCGAGGCUGCCUCACCCAUCUUGUUGCUGCCACUGAUGGAAUUUGAUUGUUGCCAUCCUGUAGCCCAAGUCAGGCUGUGGUGGGAAGGAGGCACGCGAUGGUGAAGCCUGCUUCUGCGGUGCCGCUUCUGCUCUCAAGCUCUUUUGUACAGAGAAGAGGGUUCAAGGCUCCUAAGAAGCACAGCAGAACGGGAACAAGAGCCUCAGCUCCUGCCUUGAGGGAGAGGGGUCUCGGAGACAGCUGAGCCCGGCUCAUGGACUCCUUGAAGAACAAAGAAUGUCAUGGCACUAUUUACAACUUUUUGAAAGUUUUAUUUUUGAUGUCGUCUUUUUUUUUUUUUUCAGCAUGAGAAAUACUGUCUUAUGAUCAGCUGAAUUUUUUUAUCCUCCCUUGGAAACUUCAAGGUGGGGAGAGAGAAGGGGACUUUCUAAGAAGAUCAUCUGCUCCAGGCAUUAUGGCAAGACUGUUCUUUGGUCCUCACUGAGAGGGGAUGCAGCUGGAGAGCUGCUUGGAGGCAGACUGAGCCAGAAUGAUGUGCAGCUACGUGGAAUAACCUCUGGGAAGCAUGGAGCUCUGAACAGCGGGCAGCUGCACAGCUCCCCUGCUUUCUAGGAUUUGGGAGAAGAGGGCCAAACCUAGUCUUGGGCAGCUGAGCUUUGCAACUGGAUUUGCAGGGUGGUCCUAUAUGCUUUUAAAUUGGGCCCAAGGAAGGAAGAGCAUGUGAGCCAUUUGGAUGUCAUGGAGCAUUCAGCCAAAGGGAAUGGUUGCUGCUGCACUGGGGAAACAAGGGCUGCUCCUCCGAGGUGGCAUCGUUCCCUUAGCAAACACUGGAAGAUUUUGCUGAACCCCUGUGAUAAGUGGAAGGAAGGUGGCAAAGCUGUUGCUGUAACUGUUGCAGCAGUCCCUGGACCAAAGGUAGUUGCUACAGGGAUCUCAGUCUUGCAGAGCCGUGGGAUGUGCACUUUUAGCCUUUCUCUGGUUGUCUCCAGAAGCUGUGAAUGAAGUGGCUUUCUGUUGAGCUGUGAAGGAUCAUGAUUAGGAGUUGCUGGGGCAUUAAGAGGCAUCUCUGGGGAGACUCAGAGCAAGGAGCAGAUAGCUGAGGGUUCUCCUGGAACGGCAUCUGAUCUCUGCGAGCUUGCUUGCUGCUUCCUCCUCUCCCUGGGAUGUCCACGGAACCACAGCAGUUCAGAAACAGUAAAGCCAAGAGAGGUGGUAGCUCUUGCUGUGUUUCUGGGCUUGGCACUGGCUGAAAUACCCCACCCUUUCAAAUGCUGGUCUGCUGUUUCAUCCACUGCAGCAACUGCAAAGAGUUUGCAUUUCAUGGUGAAGUUUAAAGUUUGCCUGAAGUGAUGCUGAGAAGUCUGGAGAAGCAUCUUUCCUCCUGUAUGUAAAUGAGCAAGUGUUCCUGUGCUCUCAACCCGAGUGAAGGAAACGCUCCAUCCUGCAACUGUGUGGUCUGAAAAUGCAAUGUUGUCUGUGGCCCGGGUCUGCAGAUCUGAGGUCGGUGCCCCGUGAGCUGGCUGCAGUCACUCAGGAGCUGCUAAGACUUUGGUCUUGCCCUGCAGAAUGAUCUAUGUCCUUGAAUUAGAUACAGUUGCGUGGAUCUUAAAGCAGCCUGGAAAAAUUCUGAUUGUCUGCCUCUGCCAAGUGUUGCUACGAAGGGUGCUAACAAAUCAUGCCCUCCCUUUCUUCACCAUCACCUCUGGCCUCAGUUUUGGUCUUGGAGAAAAAGUAUGUUUUUUAAAAAGGAUUUGGCUUCCAGAUGAAACUAAUAACUAAGCUUCAAAAUCUGUAGAAAUACCUCAUCGGACACUACUCACUACUGACUUUCUGUUGCAUGGUCGGGGCAGUGGUUAUCAGGAAGGAGGAGCUGCCCCAAGACGUGCUGAACAGCAUAUCCUGACCCUUGGUGAAAUUGGAGCUACUGUAGUCUACAGCUACUGUGUCCCCUCUGUGCGGGGACCAAUGUUCAUCCCUCCACAGCUGCCGCUGCAUUCCCUCCCCUCGGCUGUAGACCUACAGCUCACACCAAGUUAUCAGCAGAGCCUGCAAAUAAAUGCAACUGCUUCGACUAAAACGCACAGCACGCUGGGCGAAUGUUGGGGGGAGGAAAAAGCAUCUGUACUUGUGCAGGUGAAACUCAAAUAUCCAUGCACCUGGCCCUGCUGCAUCUCAGUUGUCCACGUGCUGAAGAUUUGAAUCUUCCAACUUAUCUGUAUGCUGGAAAGGAAAACCUUCCCAAGAGUCAAGCCUGGUCUGAUGCCUGAAGUGUCCAACUCCAUGCCAGUGAAGAACAGUGUGCCCGGUGCAUGUGUCUCCUGUCAAGCUUCUCUCCAAAAAGAGACCCCGGAGGCAAGGAUGCAUGUGAAUAGGUGAUGGCCUGUAGGACGUGUGAAAUGGGGGAGCUGUGAGUCUUCCCUUGCCGAAGCCAGGGAGAAGCCGGUCCUCUCCCUAGUGUGAUGGUAGUGACAGCAUUUUCACUCCUUCCUUCCCUGUUCUGGGAGGGAGAGGCGCAGGCAGGGUUUGGGAAGGGAAAGCAGCCGUCCCGGAGAGCAGACCAGGGAAAACUGGUGCUGGCUGGGCACUGGGAAUCGGUGCAGAGCCCGUCCUGCCGACACUGGGCUUGCCUGGGGUGAAAACGCACAACCCUGCUCCACGGCGGGUCGGGAGAGCCGUCCGGCACUGCUCAGCUCCCCGCGUGCCCCUCCGGGGAUCUCUCUGCGUACCCCCAGAGCUCCCCGCAAGGGUGGAUGGGGUGGCUCUGUGGCUUUCGGAGCUGUUAGAGAAGCAGCCAGACUUUAGGGGCAAUACUUGAAUUUACAUGUAUUUGGCUGGCUGUCGCUGUCCUUGGGAGGACUUCUCCCAACAGCCUGCUGGUGCUUCUGCUGUUAUUUGAAUCCUGUGCACGGCGGGGGCAGCCCUCCCCAAAUUGAAGCCAGCAGCAAGGCUUGGGGUCUGUCUGCAGCAGCUGAAAUGAUGGAGGAGAUGUGCUCUGGGGUGUUAGGUAGGGGAUGGUGGGACACCAGCCUGUCACGCUGACGUGCUUGGUGUCAGCUGUAGCUGCACAAGACCCCCCCCAUCAAUCUGCACCCGCAGGAGCGGUGGGGUCAGCUCUGCCGUGAAGGUGGCAGAUGCUCUUCAGCCUUCCCAGGGCCCUGCUCCACCUCUCCUUGCUCCAAGACAGGCAGGGGAGCUGGAGCGUGGUCAGUGCCAGCCUGCUGCCUAUGGCUAAUAGUGCUGGAUAAGAUCCCAAGGUUAACUGUAGUUAACAGCCUUCUCUUGAAAUCCAUUUAAAAUAAAGCUGUUCCUAGAGUUCCUUCACAUCUAGGUGUAAGGAGAGGGAGGGACUUGAUCUGCUGUUUGGAAGUGGGAAAAGGUCCAGAGAUUUUUGUUUCAAGGCUGGGUGUGAGUGGAGCAAGCAGAGUGGUCUCUGCUGAGGGGGUGAUGGUCUUUGUGGACACGGGUGGGAUCUCAAGAGGUGGCUCAGUCCUGUCUUGUCAGUGAAUCCCCAUCCCUGUUUGGGGAGGAACACCUAAUGUUUGUAUCCUGCCUGGAAUGGUUUUGUAGGCGGGUUCUGGAGGGUGCUCUCAUCCUGCUGAUUUGGAAAAAAUUUUUAUAGCCUCCUUUGUCCAACCUUGAGUUCUGCAGAGGUUGUUGCCGUCCUCCUCCCUCUAUCAGGGACCGCAGGCAGGUGAACAAUGAAAUGGAUCAUAAAAACUACCAAAGCGCAGAAGGUAUCCAUGGAAAAGCUCUUUUUUUCAGCUGGAGAUGGUGCUUUUUUCAGCUGGAUGAGUGCAGCCUUCAGGAGUGGUGUGUUUUACCUGCUUAUCAGGUUGGCAAGAUCCCAGGUUUGCUCGAGCCAGCUGCUCCGUGCAGGGCCCCCGCUCCUCUCCCUGCAGCCUGUUUCAAGGUAGGGAAUGACCUGGCUCGCUCCUGCAGCGUGAAAUUCAGAUAAGCCAGGACUGUUCUCACAUGGAAGUUUUCAGUUCAGCAUUGACCUCCCUGGGGCCAAAAGAAGGGGAAAAACUUCAUCCUUAGCUUAGUUUGGGUGGGACCUGCUGCGGGCAGGGUGGGAACCACCUGAGCCGCUCAUGCGAGAGGGAAUUGGUGGUUUUGAAAGCACCAGGCAUGUGACGCUUACGUAUCUGGCCAGUUUUUAAACCCUAAACGUGUUUUUAAUAGGGACCUGUGUUAUCGUGCAUGUGCCUGAAGGAGCGUGUGGGUGCAGGGAGAUGUGCAGGGCUGUGCCCCAGCCGGGCAGGCUCUGCUGUGGGUGAUGGCUGGUGCUGAAGUCUUGUCCGGGAGCAUUUUGGGGAGGAAACUGCUGGAAAGCAGGGUUUGCAAAAGAAAGGAUCUUCCUGCUUCCAGUAGGAAGGGAACUGGCUGUUGUCCUUUGUUCUUCACAGUUAAGAUACGCCCUUGGGAUGAUUUUACCCUUAAAAUUGACCAUCAGGCCUGAGCCUGCCCUUUGGAGGGCUCGUCGGGGACCCAGACGCCCACCUAAGCCCCUUCGGCUUUCAGGGAUGGAGGGAUUUAUCGGCGUGCUCCAAGCAGCCCCCAUAGCGCUCCCCUCCCCGGCCCCUCGCUCCUCAUCCAGAGUCUUCCAGGUGAGACAGGGCAGGCGGGACCCCCAAUCCCAGACAUCCCCCCGGGAUUAACGGGGUCCCAGCGGUGCUGCCUCUGACCGUGCCUCCAGCUGAAAAGCACAACCGGUGCCCAGAAACACAGCGGCCUCCCGGGGUGAGCUCCCAGUGCCCCUCGGGGUGCUCCCCACCCCAGCCAGGGCUUUACUUCGAAAAUCGCUGGUGGGCAGCGAGUAACACUGGAUCUGGACUUGCCUUUAGAGAAGGAAUGAGCAGAUACUGGCAGCUCUGAGUGCAGGACCUCGUGCUGCUCAUCGCCAGGACUGUUGAACCACCCUUUGGUAGAAAUGCAGCUUUGCUUAAUUUUUUUUUUUUUUUGGUGUGUGCUUAAUUUAUUAAAAUAGUUGCUGAUUAAUUUAUUUUCAUAAACUAUAUUAAAAAGUUACUAAAUGGUAAAAACAGACUUGCAGGCCAAUCUUUCAGAAGAAAAAAAAAAUGUUUUUGAUAUAAACACAACAAAUGCACUUUUGGGUGUGUUUGGUUAUUUUUGGGAGUGGGGAGGGGGAGCCUGGCUGUACCUGUGGGUUUGUCUGUAUAUAUUGUAUUAAUAGGCAUGUUUGGCCUCUCGUGUGGAGACAUUAGUAACUGCUGCAGGUCCUGUUGGGGAAGCUGGUGUGAAGUUCCCGGUUUUUUUGUUUCGGGGUUCUUUGGUUUUUGGGGGUUUUUUUUGGGUAAGUCGUCAGUGAGGGAGAGCUGACUUCUGUGUUUGUAACUCAUUUCUAUCGUCGUUUUGACUGAUGGUUUUUUGGUUUGGGGUUUUUUUUUUGUUUUGU
Molecule: messenger RNA, 7403 nt
Organism: Harpia harpyja (harpy eagle)
Lineage: Eukaryota; Metazoa; Chordata; Aves; Accipitriformes; Accipitridae
Gene: SOCS7
Product: suppressor of cytokine signaling 7
Exons: 10
Coding region: 141-1988 (615 amino acids)
Biological process (GO): phosphatidylinositol phosphate biosynthetic process; intracellular signal transduction
Cellular component (GO): phosphatidylinositol 3-kinase complex
Molecular function (GO): 1-phosphatidylinositol-3-kinase regulator activity
Source: RefSeq, a predicted model, not a curated record